CUUUGUACGAAUAAUAUUUUGAGGUUGAAGAUUGAGAUUAAAUCCUAUCAUAUGUAUGGAACCUCAAGGUCUUUGUGAUAAUGGAAACCAAAAAAUUGAUUGGUAAACCGCUUCAACCAGCAAGACCUAUUCGUCAUCUGACUUCUCCCCCUGGAGUAGUAUUCCCUUUCAACUUUCAAAACGAAUAUCCAUGCAACACUCAGUGCUUACAAAGUGGAGUUAGCAGAAGUAAGACGAAUGGAAUGCAAGCCUUUUCUCAAGGUCAUAAUGAACAACAGCAACAUCAGUCUCCAGUUAAAAAAGAGAGAAUUAAAUAUAGCAGAGAUUUCCUGUUGAAGCUCUCAAGUGUUUCCAUCUGCAGAAAAAAACCAGACUUUCUGCCUGAUCAUCCCAUUGUACUUCAAAAACCAGAAAACAACCAAAGUUUUAAGUAGCAUUUUAAGAACAGACCAAUUUGAAGAUAAAGAAUUACUCAUUUUAUAUUUUGGACACCUGCAAAUGAAGUGGAUAUAGUAACAGUAACUGUAAUGGACUGUGACAAUUCAGUUUAUUUUUAAUUUUGAUGGUUGGGUAUUUGGUUUCUCCUAAAAUGAGAAAGAUAUUUUGAACUAUAAAUAAUUUUCUAAUCAGUUUCAGCUUUGCAGGAAGACUGUAUUUAUAAUUUGCAUGCUACUUGCAGUUUUUUUUUUGUUUUUCAUCUCUUGUAAUAAUGGACUGGAAAUGUAAGCUGUAAAGAUUCUCAAAUAUAAAGUAUUUGCUAUGAUGUAUAUAUGGUACAUAAUUUCUUGUUGCUUUUAAAAAGUUGCUUUUGUUCUGAUUGCCACUGAUUUCAUUCCAGCACUUUGAAAGGAGCUUUACAAUCUCUCCAGAGGCUUAGAAUGAUUCAGGAUGUUCAAUGCAUAGUUAUCCAUGACAGAAAACAAUGUUUUAACAGGCAGUUCUUUGGUCUCUAGUUUUUUGAUAACAUUGUUUGACAAUUUGGAAACCGUGAAACAUAGCUGCUACUGGUUUUCUCUAAUCAGACUACAUGAACAGAAGAAGUUGGGCAAAUUCCAAAAUGAAACUGAUAUUAUUUCCAAAAGGAAAAAUGUAGGCAUUUGCAAAUAAUUGAGGCACAUUAAGUUUUAAUUCGAAAUUUCUUGUAACAAAAACACAAAUGGAUGAAGAAUUUGGGGAUUUAAACUUUUAGCUCCUAGAAAUUUUAUAUAAUAAAUUCCUGCAUUUUGUAAAAAAAAAAAAAUUUGCUGAUGUAAAGGUAAGUGUAAACUUUCCCUACUUUUAUUUUGUCAGAUCCCCAGGUCUGCUGGGAAGGCAUUCAAGACCAUCAUUUGGCAGAAAGUUUACCUUAAGCUGAAUUCUGAACUCCUAAAACCAGUACCUUUCUCCUCACCGGUCUUUGGGCUUAUUACCUAGAUUUAAGCUUUUAGUCCAUGGGAAGCUUCCUAUCUUGGUCUUUUACUACACUAGUUUUCAUUCCUUUGUUCCCCAGAAAAAGAUUUUUUAAAAGGAAAAAACCACCAUAAAUUUAUGGGUUAAUUAAAAGUGAUACAUUUAUACCUAGGGCCCAGAUUUUUCAUUUAUUUUCUGUCCUAUUUUCCCAUUCUAUAUGUAUACAUUGUCUAUUCUCACACACAUAAAAGUUUAUGUGUAAUGUGUGUAAGAGCUGGGAUCAGUAUUACCACAUAACAAAAUUGGUUUGCUUUAUUACUUACCUAUUCUCAAGUUGUUUUUGACUCUAGUUAAAAAAACUAUGAUAGAAACUAUUCUAGUUUGGGAUCUUAACAGGCAUUCUGCUCAGCACUGUUACUAAAGGCAGAGACCUUUCUGAAGUCAUACCACCAGUACUUUAGAAACUGCCUCAUACUCAGAAGACAGAAGACUGAGGUACUUUCUGAAUCUAAUACUAUCUUUUUAUUGGCUAUAAUUUGUAUUUUUUUGAAACCAUUUAUAACCAGCCUUUUCAAGAAGAGUAUGUCAGAAGUCACUGUAUAUAAUCAGAGUGAGACCGCAAAGACUGUGCUAUUACCUGUUUGCCUUUGUACAUAUGUAUAGUUUGUUUGAAUAAUCAGUGUACAUCUCCAUUAAUGUUCUCUGCUUUGUAUAUAAAUUAAAAGAGUUGAGCCAGGUGUUGUUUCAGUGUUUGUCAUCUUUAGAAAUGACCAGAGACAUACACACAUAUAUACACAUGCACACACAACAUUUGUGUCUGUGUACGUGUAUAUAUGUCAAAAUUUACUGCCCUUGUCUAGUAAAAGCUAUGAAAAAAUAUUUAGAGUGAGAAUGGAGGGUACACAAAGUUUGAGAAAAUAUUUUUGGUCAAAUUUUAUAUUUAAAAAAUAAAAUUUAGUUCAAUCUUCUGAGUUUUCUAACAGAAAAAAAAAAGAAAAUUAUAGUUUUUUCCUUGAAGACCUGUGGUUUCAAAGGAAUUUGGAUUAGAGAAUAACAUGGGAACAAACUCCUGUAUGUACUGCAUUUUCACUAGCAGCAUUUAUCAGGAUAGAUUCUAACAAUAUGUAAUAUCUGACCUUAUACAGAAGAGUAUAUUAGGUACAAGGUUAAUGUGCUACUGAAAUUAGAAUUGUCAUUCUAGUGUUGAAACUGGGAAAUGUUUUCUGUCCAAUACCUUCCACAUUUUAUUCCCUAAUUUAUAUUUUUCCUUGUUCACUUAGAUUAAAAUUUUGUUUUUUAAAUAUU
Messenger RNA from Suricata suricatta (meerkat), 2694 nucleotides. RefSeq lists its product as uncharacterized. Bases 81 to 434 code for a protein of 117 amino acids. NCBI's taxonomy places the organism in Eukaryota, Metazoa, Chordata, Mammalia, Carnivora, Herpestidae. Gene Ontology annotation, cellular component: cytoplasm. The transcript has 6 exons. Gene Ontology annotation, biological process: negative regulation of translational initiation. The record is from RefSeq and is a predicted model, not a curated record. Gene Ontology annotation, molecular function: eukaryotic initiation factor 4E binding.